CUGAUUUUAUGACCCUUUUGCAGCUCUUGUCUAUGACAUGAAUUUUGCUUGUCAUUUCUCGGUGUUGAUAGUAGCAGUUCAAAGAUAUCCGUAUGAAGAUGCUUUUAAGGAACCCAGGAACAAUAUUGCAUUUUCACAAAAAAUGCUGCAACAUUUGCACUAUUUCAAAGAGAUUGUCAUCCUUGUCUAAUGAGCCCCCUGACUUGUCUCAGAAACCUGUUCCCUUUGUGCAUGGCAAUUUUCAAGAAAACUCAAAAAUCCUUGAAGGUGCAAGAGAAGAAGUUGAUCAUGUGUGCCAGAUUUUGGAGAGUGGUCCUUGGGGAGCGACCCUUGAGAGUGCUUUAUCAGUGCUUGAAGGAAGAACUCAACCAAACUUGGUUAUUGGAGUCUUGAGAAGGCUUAAGGAUGUAAACCUUGCAAUAAAUUAUUUUCGAUGGGCUGAGAGGAAAAUUGACCAAGCACAUUGCCCAGAAGCAUACAAUUCACUUCUCAGGGUGAUGGCUCGAAGUAAGAACUUUAAUCAUCUGGAACAAGUUCUUGGAGAAAUGAGUAUUGCAGGAUUUGGCCCAUCCAAUAAUAUGUGCAUUGAGUUAGUUGUUAGUUGUGUUAGGUCACAAAAGCUGAGAGAAGCUUUUGAUAUCAUUCAAACCAUGAGAAAGUUUAAAUUCCGCCCAGCAUUUUCUGCCUAUACAACUCUGAUUGGUGCUCUUUCUGUUUUCCAAGAAUCUGAUCUUAUGCUCAAGCUCUUUCAUCAGAUGCAGGAACUAGGUUAUGAAUUGAGUGUCCAUUUGUUUACAACACUCAUUCGUGUCUUUGCCAAGGAAGGCCGGGUUGAUGCUGCUCUCUCCCUUUUGGAUGAGAUGAAGAGCAACUCUUUUAAUGCUGAUAUUGUUCUUUACAAUGUUUGUAUAGAUUGCUUUGGUAAGGUGGGUAAGGUGGAUAUGGCCUGGAAAUUCUUUCAUGAGAUGAAAGCAAAUGGGAUAAUGCCUGAUGAUGUGACUUAUACAAGCAUGAUUGGUGUUCUCUGCAAUGCAAAUAGACUUGAUGAAGCUGUGGAAAUAUUUGAGCAGAUGGAGCAGAAAAGGAACGUACCUUGUGCUUAUGCUUAUAAUACCAUGAUCAUGGGUUAUGGAUCAGCUGGGAAAUUUGAUGAAGCAUACAGUUUACUAGAAAGACAAAAGGUAAAGGGUUGCAUUCCAAGUGUAAUUUCAUACAACUGUAUACUUACUUGCCUUGGGAAGAAGGGAAAAGUGGACGAGGCAUUAAGGAUCUUUGAGGAGAUGAAGAUAGAUGCUGCUCCCAAUCUUGCAACCUAUAAUAUUCUCAUAGAAAUGCUUUGCAAGGCUGGAAAUGUUGAGGAUGCUUUGAGGGUUCGGGAUGCCAUGAAAGAAAGUGGUCUGUAUCCCAAUGUUAUGACCAUAAACAUUAUGGUUGAUCGACUAUGUAAAGCGAAAAAACUUGAUGAGGCUUGUUCUUUAUUUGAAAAUAUGGACCAUAAAGUUUGCUCCCCAGAUGAGAUCACAUUUUGUUCUCUUAUUGAUGGCUUAGGUAGGCAUGGUCGAGUAGAUGAUGCCUACAGGCUUUAUGAGAAGAUGUUGGAUUUUGAUAAGGUUCCAAAUGCUGUUGUAUAUACAUCCCUCAUCAAAAACUUCUUCAGUUGUGGCAGGAAGGAGGAUGGUCAUAAGAUAUAUAAAGAAAUGCUUCGCAGGGGCUGUUCUCCUGAUUUAAUGCUAUUGAAUGUAUACAUGGAUUGUGUUUUUAAAGCUGGAGAAACUGAGAAGGGCAGGGCUUUGUUUGCAGAAAUAAAAGAACAAGGAUUGAUUCCAGAUGCACGAAGCUAUUCAAUCCUGAUUAAUGGCCUUGUGAAAGCUGGUUUUGCUUAUGAAACCUAUGAGUUGUUCUAUGCAAUGAAAGAACAGGGUUGUGUUCUGGAUACCUGUGCUUAUAAUGCUGUUAUUGAUGGAUUCUGCAAGUCAGGCAAGGUGAACAAAGCUUAUCAGCUGCUAGAAGAAAUGAACACAAUGGGUCAUCAACCCACUGUUGUUACCUAUGGUUCUGUCAUUGAUGGACUUGCUAAAAUUGACAGGCUUGAUGAAGCAUACAUGCUCUUUGAAGAAGCAAAAUCAAAGGGAAUUAAGUUGAAUGUAAUCAUCUAUAGUAGUCUUAUUGAUGGGUUUGGAAAAGUUGGCAGAAUAGAUGAAGCAUAUCUGAUCUUAGAAGAGCUAAGGCAGAAAGGUUUGACGCCAAAUGUAUACACAUGGAAUUGCUUGAUUGAUGCUCUAAUCAAAGCAGAUGAGAUUAAUGAAGCCCUUAUCUGCUUCCAAUCAAUGAAUGAAUCAAAAUGCACUCCCAACCAUGUGACUUACAGCAUUCUCAUAAAUGGUCUGUGCAGUGUUAGAAAAUUCAACAAGGCCUUUGUAUUUUGGCAAGAGAUGCAAAAGAAAGGGUUAAAACCCAAUGCGAUCACCUACAUCACCAUGAUCUCUGGACUUGCAAAGGCUGGUAACAUUGCAGCUGCUCAUGAACUUUUUGAGAGGUUUAAGGCAGGUGGGGGUGUACCUGAUGCUGCUGUCUAUAAUGCUUUGAUAGAAGGGUUAAGCUAUACAAAUAGGGCAGUCGACGCUUAUAGUCUUUUUGAAGAAACUCGGAGGAAAGGUUUGAACAUUCAUACCAAGACCUGUGUUGUUCUUUUGGAUGCAUUGCAUAAGGCUGAACGUCUUGAGCAGGCAGCAAUUGUAGGGGCUGUCUUGAGGGAAACAGCCAAGUCUCAACAUGCUUCGAAAUAUUGGUAAUAUCAAUGUUGCCACAACGUAUCAAGCAUUCAGUCUUGGUUUAAUUGCAAUUAUCUGAAUAAAUGAGGGUAACUUUGGCGAGGGCUCGUGUUACUGGUUCUGUUGCCUCGAUCACUGAUAAGAAUCUCUCCUAAUGUAACAAAGGAGCCAUUUGGCUUAUAUUCAUGUUUUGCCAAACCUUCAAUGGUUCUAUUUGAAGAAACCUGAAGAGUGCAGGACACAUUCGCAUCAUCGCCUCUUUGAGAGCCUUCAUAAGAGGUGGCGGCCACUUCUGAAAAUGAAGACACUGUUGAAAGGCAUCCAGAUGAUGUAAUUAUCAUAUUUCUAUGCUGGCUUAGCUUUUAUGACACUUGUCUGAAAUCAGCACAAAAUGUAUGAAGAUAGAGUAAAAGAGUGAAAAAGAU
Messenger RNA from Rubroshorea leprosula, 3196 nucleotides. Lineage: Eukaryota; Viridiplantae; Streptophyta; Magnoliopsida; Malvales; Dipterocarpaceae. The record is from the annotation of a GenBank genome assembly.